This is a messenger RNA of Daldinia vernicosa, 1041 nucleotides long. RefSeq names its product peptidyl-prolyl cis-trans isomerase-like protein B. Gene Ontology annotation, biological process: protein folding; protein peptidyl-prolyl isomerization. Gene Ontology annotation, molecular function: peptidyl-prolyl cis-trans isomerase activity. Lineage: Eukaryota; Fungi; Ascomycota; Sordariomycetes; Xylariales; Hypoxylaceae. The transcript has 4 exons. Gene Ontology annotation, cellular component: endoplasmic reticulum; fungal-type vacuole. Bases 169 to 987 code for a protein of 272 amino acids. The record is from RefSeq and is a predicted model, not a curated record.
CCUGGACUGAAACGUCGCCUUUUAAUUGAGCUUCUGUGUCCUUUCCAAUCCUUCUUCCUAUUUCUCGUCUUUGAAAUAGUGCCAUUUCCCCUGGCCAUUUACCAUCAUCAUACUUCAAUUGAUUUCUUCCAAUCUGCCUGACUGGUCUUGGCAGUCUCUAUAACAAACAUGUUUAACCUCCGCCGACUUCUCGCCAGCGCCCUGCUGCUGGUGGGUGUAAGUGUCAUCUGCUUCUCCCAGACGGCCGCCGCCACCAAGGGACCUAAGAUUACCCACAAGGUCUACUUCGAUAUCACACACGGCGAUGAGCCUCUGGGCCGAAUUGUCAUGGGUCUCUACGGCAAGACCGUCCCUAAGACCACCGAGAAUUUCCGAGCUCUUGCUACCGGCGAGAAGGGUUUCGGUUACGAAGGAUCUACUUUCCACCGAGUUAUCAAGCAGUUCAUGAUCCAGGGAGGUGACUUCACCAAGGGUGAUGGCACUGGUGGCAAGUCGAUCUACGGUGAGAAGUUCCCCGACGAGAACUUCAAGCUAAAGCACUCCAAGGAGGGUCUUCUCUCUAUGGCGAACGCUGGCAAGGACACCAAUGGAUCUCAGUUCUUCAUUACCACCGUCAUCACCUCGUGGCUGGAUGGCCGACACGUCGUAUUCGGUGAAGUGUUGGAGGGCAUGGACGUUGUCAAGAAGAUUGAGAAUGUCAAGACCAAGCCUGGUGAUAAGCCAGAAAAGGAAGUCAAGAUCGCCAAGAGCGGAGAGCUCGAGGUGCCGCCUGAAGGUAAUGAAGGAGAAUCCGAAUGGGCUUCGGGACAUUCAACCGAACAGGAGAAACCCGUAGUCGACGAGACUGCUGCUCUCUCUGCUGAAUGGUCCGUUCUCCAAAAGGCUCUUCUUUUCGGUGUUAUUCUCGCUGCUAUCGCUUUUUAUAUUCGCCUGUCGAAGAAGAGAAGUGACCGGGACGGUAUUGCUUACGAGAAGACGAUGGCUUAGACUUGUGGCUAUUUACUCUAGCAAAUGAAAUAUACAUGGUAUAUCUGAUCAAAA